AUGAUGAACUCUACACAAGUUUUGUAUUUCACACUUGCUGCCUACUUUGACACUGGGGUUCUCAAGUAUUUAUACUUUGUUAUUAUUAUGUCUUUGUAUAUUUCAAUUAUUUGUUCCAAUCUUUUUCUGAUUGCUGUUAUCUGUAUGAACAGAAGCUUACAUGAACCUAUGUACCUUUUUCUGUGCAGCCUGUUUGUAAAUGAACUGUAUGGUAGUACAGGGUUGUUUCCAUUCCUUCUGGUUCAGAUCCUCUCUGACGUUCACACUGUUUCUGCUCCACUUUGUUUCCUGCAGAUUUUCUCUUUGUAUUCUUAUGUAUUAGGAGAAUUUUCCAACUUAGCCGUCAUCUCUUAUGACCGAUAUCUUGCUAUCUGUUAUCCUCUGCAAUACAACAGAUAUAUGACAUUUAACAAGGUUGCCGUACUUAUUGCUCUACCUUGGUUAUACUCUUUUGUUAGCAUUGUUAUUUUAAUAUCAUUGAUUGCUCCUUUACAGCUGUGUGGGAACAUCAUUGACAAAGUUUACUGUUUGAACUAUUCCAUUGUGAAACUGGCCUGUUCUGAAACCACAGUGAAUAACAUUUAUGGACUUAUUGUUACUUUUCUCACAGUCUGUGUUCCCGUAUCUCUGAUCAUUUACACUUACUUGAAGAUUCUUAGAGUUUGUUUCUCUGGCUCUAAACAGACCAGACAGAAAGCUGUCAGUACCUGCACACCUCACCUCGCUUCUCUGCUCAACUUUUCUUUUGGGGUUUUCUUUGAAAUAUUGCAGAGCAGAUUUGAUAUAAAAAGUGUGCACAGUAUAUUGAAAAUUGUUUUAUCAUUGUACUUUCUGACAUGCCAGCCGCUCUUUAGCCCUGUAAUGUAUGGACUGAAAAUGUCCAAACUGCGCCGUCUCGUC
Molecule: messenger RNA, 900 nt
Organism: Anoplopoma fimbria (sablefish)
Lineage: Eukaryota; Metazoa; Chordata; Actinopteri; Perciformes; Anoplopomatidae
Product: olfactory receptor 11A1-like
Exons: 2
Biological process (GO): G protein-coupled receptor signaling pathway
Cellular component (GO): membrane
Molecular function (GO): olfactory receptor activity; G protein-coupled receptor activity
Source: RefSeq, a predicted model, not a curated record